Penicillium brasilianum is the source of this 4115-nucleotide messenger RNA. Lineage: Eukaryota; Fungi; Ascomycota; Eurotiomycetes; Eurotiales; Aspergillaceae. The record is from the annotation of a GenBank genome assembly.
CCGAAAGCCGGGGAUUCAUUUUCUUGCAUUGUUCUGUUCUCAAGACUAUACACAAGGGCAUCAUGACUUCCCGAUUAAUGCCUUCGGGCCGCCAGGCCAUGCGCAGCCCCUUCCGAUCAUUGCGCCGAACCUUUGCGACCUCCCGCGUGUUUCUCCAGACCCUGAAUUCCCAGCAGGGCUUCCACUCCCAGCUUGAGACCAUUACUCCGGAGAUCCUGUCCUCGCUGGCAUCCAAGGCUGUGCCCCAGACCUUGACCGAAAAGAUUGUCCAAAAGUACUCCGUCGGGCUUGCAAAGGACAAGUUUGUCCAGUCGGGCGACUAUGUCACCAUCUCUCCCCACCGCUGCAUGACCCACGACAACUCAUGGCCCGUUGCCCUGAAGUUCAUGUCGAUCGGUGCUUCGAAGAUUCAUAACCCCGAUCAGAUUGUGAUGACGCUGGACCAUGAUGUGCAGAACAAGACCGAGAAGAACCUCCAGAAGUAUAAGCAGAUUGAGGACUUUGCGAAACUCCAUGGUGUUGAGUUCUAUCCUGCUGGACGUGGUAUUGGUCACCAGAUCAUGGCUGAAGAGGGCUUGGCUUGGCCUGGAACUCUUUGCGUUGCCUCGGAUUCCCACAGCAACCACUACGGUGCGCUUGCUUGCUUGGGAACACCUAUUGUCCGAACUGAUGCGGCGAGUGUCUGGAGCACUGGCCAGACCUGGUGGCAAGUGCCUGCCAUCGCCAAGAUCACCCUCACUGGCGUUCUCCCGGCCGGCGUCACUGGCAAGGACGUUAUUGUCGCUCUGUGCGGUCUCUUCGACAAGGACGACGUUCUGAAUCACGCUCUCGAGUUCGCUGGUUCCGAGGAGACGAUGCGCAGUCUGCCUAUUGAUAGCCGUAUGACUAUUGCCAACAUGACUACCGAAUGGGGUGCCCUUUCUGGUCUUUUCCCCAUGGAUGACGUGCUCAAGGGUUGGAUGAAGGGGAAGGCUACUACCGCCGCCAUGGGUCUAGCCGACGGCCCCUUCAAGACCACGGCUGCCCAGCGCUUCACCCACGAGGCGAUCGAGGAGCUCUUCGCUAAACCUCUGACCGCGGACAAGGGUGCCAAGUACGCCAAGGAACUCUUCUUGGAUCUCUCCUCUCUGUCUCCCUACGUCGCCGGCCCGAACUCGGUCAAGGUUGCUACUCCUCUGAGCGAGCUGGAGGCUGCCGAUAUCAAGGUCAACAAGGCCUAUCUUGUUUCCUGCACGAACUCACGUGCCUCUGAUAUCGCUGCCGCCGCCCGUGUAUUCAAGGAGGCUGCCGAGAAGAACGGCGGUCAGAUCCCCAAGAUUGCUGACGGUGUUCAGUUCUACAUUGCUGCGGCCUCCAUCCCCGAGCAGCUUGCUGCCGAGGGCGCUGGUGACUGGCAGGUUCUGAUCGAUGCUGGUGCUACCGUACUCCCCGCCGGCUGUGGUCCCUGCAUUGGCCUUGGCGCAGGUCUCCUCGAGCCCGGUGAGGUCGGUAUCAGUGCUUCCAACCGUAACUUCAAGGGUCGCAUGGGUUCCACUGAUGCCAAGGCCUACCUGGGUUCCCCCGAAGUCGUGGCUGCCAGUGCUCUUAGCGGAAAGCUCUCCGGUCCUGGCUGGUACCAGACCCCCGAGGGUUGGACCGGCGUGAAGCGCGGCGAGGGUGAUGGUAUUGCCGAGGAGGAUCGUAUGCUUACCACCGAGGAGGCUCUCGAGAAGCUCCUCGGUCAGCUUGACGAUCUAGUGGCUGAUGGCGAGAAGAAGUUUGCUCCCCAGCCCACCGAGACCAAGGUUGAGGAGAUCUCUUCCGAGGACUCUCUGACCGAUGUGUACCCCGGUUUCCCCGAGCGUGUGUCCGGAGAGAUUGUCUUUUGCGACGGAGACAACAUCAACACCGACGGUAUCUACCCCGGCAAGUACACUUACCAGGACAACGUCUCCGUCGAGACCAUGGCCCAGGUGUGCAUGGAAAACUACGACACCAAGUUCACCACCAUUGCCAAGGCAGGUGAUAUUCUGGUCACCGGCUACAACUUUGGCUGCGGCUCCUCUCGCGAGCAGGCCGCCACCGCUAUCCUGGCCAAGGAGAUCCCUCUCGUCGUCGCAGGCAGCUUCGGCAACAUUUUCUCCCGCAACAGCAUCAACAACGCCCUGAUGGGUCUGGAAGUGCCCCGCUUGGUCUCCCGUCUGCGUGAGACCUUUGCCGAAGGCGAUGGCAAGGCUCUUACCCGCCGUACCGGCUGGACCCUGACCUGGGACGUUCGCCGUAGCCAGAUCGAGGUUCAGGAGGGCCCCAACGGCGCCAAGUGGACUCACAAGGUCGGCGAGCUUCCUCCUAACGUGCAGGAGAUCAUCGCCAAGGGCGGUCUUGAGAAGUGGGUCAAGAACGCGAUCGAGGCGUAAAUCCGGAGAAAGAAAGAACCACUUUGAAAAUAGGGUUUGUUCUGCCGGUGAAAAAGAAAAAUGCGUUUGGCCUUUUGACGUGAUACCCGAGCUUUGGUUUAUAUAGAUGCCCGGUGCGGAGAUGUUUAGCGAGAUAUUUGUUUUGGACCAUUUUGAGCCUGUACAGUAUAGAAAAAGGCGUAUCGUUCAAUUGCAUUGUAUGUUCAGUGAUAUCCAUCGAUAUGAUUUGAUCUUCAGGAUUGUAAACGAGUGUUUACUGUGAUCAGACGAGGUGACCGGAGUACUCCCAAGGUCAGAUCAUCAAUCAAAUGAUGAUUCCGUAUAUUCGUACGAAAGAUAACUAUAAAGGAAAUUAAAUUCACUGGUCAACCACCUGCCUCUUCCAAGUCAAAAAGACUACAUAAAACUCCUCCGUGUUAGAAUCCUCCCCAGCCUGACCACCAAAAGUAGCAGCAACGCCGCCACUAGCACCCGCACCUUGUGUAGCUUGAGCAUCAAAAGGCCUCAGAACCGGCACAGUCGGGACAACAACCUCCUCCGAAACAACAGCCUCCUCCGGCAUAACAUGAGGAUUAGGCACAAUGGCCCUCUCAAUGGGCUGUCUCUUCAAAUCCCCCUCUUUCGCACCCACCCAGCUAUACGCACUCCGCGACGCGGGUUCCGCAACAAGAUACAGCGAUUUCUCCAGAUUAACAGGGAACUUCCACGACAAAGCCCACUGGACGAUAGCAUCAAGUUGAUCCCUCUUCCGCAUGACAGUUUCAAAUUCAAUCACCAGUUCUUCCAGGCUAGGCAGGAGAGUGAACUGAUUGCCCCACGCUCGGUUUGCCUCGUGGGCUCUCAAGCAGUGAAUCGGCCGGCCCAUUUCAUGGGCGCGUGUCCGGCCCGGUCUGAACGGGUCGAUUCCCAAUGGAUCGUUAUUCUCCCAGAACCACCAAUCCGUGUGUCGGAAUGUAAGCGUCAGCUUUCUGGGGCUGAUCGCGUAGGGAGCGGCCCUUUGUCGGCUAUCGUGAAACCCGGGACCGUCGUUGAUCCAUGUACCACCCCACACCCUGGUCCAGCAGUUAUCCUCGAGGAAAUACUGCUGCGUGAAGAGGUGGAUGUGCCGGACUUGAGCGCGUUGUUUCGCGGUCAUUUUUCGGAAAUAGCCUAACGGGGACGAAGCGUCUUUGACGUGUGGGGGUGCGCGGUAGAACCAGAAUGUGUGCUCGUUGAUGGCGGCGGGGAGGAGGGAGGCCUCCUCGUAGAUUUGUUGGCAUGUUUGGAGGAGGGCGGUUUGGAUGCGUUUUGGUUGUUUGUAGCCUGGUCGGAAGUAGAAGGCGUUUUGGCGGUAGAGAUGGGAGUGUGUUGUAUUAUCCCCUUCUUGUUGGCUAUCGUUGGUAUCCUCGGAUUCGAGGGAGAAGGUGUAGAUGCGGUUGCGGAUUUCGGGCGGGAAGAUGGUGAAGAGGAAGCAUGACGUUUGGUUGAUUGCGGGGAGUGAGGGGUGAAGAUCGGGGUUGUUUGGUGGAGCGCCAUUCUUGUUGGAACCCUUUGGUGGAGGGCGUGGGCGGAGGACUCGUCGAGUUGGCUCCAUUUUAUAGUGCAAGUUGAAUAUUUUCGUGCAGUGUAGACGUUGAUGAGAGAGUCCUACGGAGGGAUGAUCAAGCUUUAUGUCUGCUUGGCAGGAGAAAAAAGAGACUCCCGCUAGACUGGGUUUCUCUAUUCUGGCGGGUAUUCCGG